AUGUCGUCUGCGGUCGGCUUCCUGUCCUGCUGCAAGGUGAAGGUGUGCUUCCUGUCCUGCUGCAAGGUGAAGGUGUGCUUCCUGUCCUGCUGCAAGGUGAAGUUGUGCUUCCUGUCCUGCUGCAAGGUGAAGGUGGGCUUCCUGUCCUGCUGCAAGGUGAAGGUGGGCUUCCUGUCCUGCUGCAAGGUGAAGGUGGGCUUCCUGUCCUGCUGCAAGGUGAAGGUGUGCUUCCUGUCCUGCUGCAAGGUGAAGGUGGGCUUCCUGUCCUGCUGCAAGGUGAAGGUGUGCUUCCUGUCCUGCUGCAAGGUGAAGGUGUGCUUCCUGUCCUGCUGCAAGGUGAAGGUGUGCUUCCUGUCCUGCUGCAAGGUGAAGGUGGGCUUCCUGUCCUGCUGCAAGGUGAAGGUCGGCCUCCUGUCCUGCUGCAAGGUGAAGGUCGGCUUCCUGUCCUGCUGCAAGGUGAAGGUGGGCUUCCUGUCCUGCUGCAAGGUGAAGGUGGGCUUCCUGUCCUGCUGCAAGGUGAAGGUGGGCUUCCUGUCCUGCUGCAAGGUGAAGGUGUGCUUCCUGUCCUGCUGCAAGGUGAAGGUCGGCUUCCUGUCCUGCUGCAAGGUGGAGGUGGGCUUCCUGUCCUGCUGCAAGGUGAAGGUGUGCUUCCUGUCCUGCUGCAAGGUGAAGGUGUGCUUCCUGUCCUGCUGCAAGGUGAAGGUGUGCUUCCUGUCCUGCAUUCCCCAGGUAGCCAAAUCAAAGACACUGUUAAAGGCAACAACAAGAUUCUGGCAUCAAGUGUAUUAA
Messenger RNA from Oncorhynchus keta (chum salmon), 789 nucleotides. RefSeq names its product keratin-associated protein 4-3-like. The transcript has a single exon. Lineage: Eukaryota; Metazoa; Chordata; Actinopteri; Salmoniformes; Salmonidae. The coding region runs from base 1 to 789 and encodes 262 amino acids. The record is from RefSeq and is a predicted model, not a curated record.